Messenger RNA from Drosophila navojoa, 1715 nucleotides. RefSeq lists its product as uncharacterized. Lineage: Eukaryota; Metazoa; Arthropoda; Insecta; Diptera; Drosophilidae. The record is from RefSeq and is a predicted model, not a curated record.
UUGCAGGAUGCCAGUCAUGUUGCCGCACCCAACAACAGCAACAGCAACAGCAACAACUUGCCGCAGCCAGCGACGGCCGCAGCGGAGCCAGCGCUAAAUGUCGAGGCUGUCAUAUUGCAGAAUCAGGUGGACACAUUGCAAUGGCAAUUGAAGCAGACCGAAACCAAUUGUGAAAUGUAUCGUGCUGUUAUGGAGGAGGUUGCUCGCUUCUUUGAGCGCUAUCAGCAGCUGCAACAACAACAACAACAACAGCAGCAGCAGCAACAGCAACGGCAACGUCAACAGCAAGCGAAUCGACACAGUUUGGGCGGUUUGGGGGAGCAAAUCUCGCGCUCAAAGAGUCUGCAUCAUGUGCAGGGCGUGCAGAGCGAUCCGAAUGGCUGCCAUGUGGAUGCAACUGGCGACAGCAACUGCAACAGCAGCGCUGUCUCUGCCACGCAGUCUGCCUCGUAUAUGCGCGCGCGCAGCAGCACAAAUUUGAUGCUAAACAAAUCGAUGCUGACGAUGAACGAGGAGCACGGCUACGAGAGCGUUGCGCCCGCCGGCAGCUACAAUGCCUUCAAGGACUUUACCUGGCGUCGCUCACCCAAGAAGCUGGGCGGCUGCAAGUCGCGUUUGUCUUCGCCCGAGGCGGCCGAGGAGAAGCUCAACCAGGAGGCAUUUCGUCUGGCGCGCACCAUACGCAAUCUGUUGCACACAUCGCAGCAGCAGCCGGAUCUCACGAUGCUGCCACACGGCUCAGCUGCGGGCCAGAGACUCAGAAACCAGAGCCAGAAGAGCAGCUCUGCGUUGACGCUGAUGCCGGCGCCGUUGCACAACUCAACUAGCCUGGAUGCACCAGCUGACAACAACAACACCACCACGACAAACAACCCCACCAGCGCCACCAAUAACAACAACAGCCCCACCAGCAGCACCACUUCGUCUGCUGUUAGCCCUGAGCUGCUCUUCUUGCGCGCCAAUACGAUGCGAGAUUCUCGUCUAUCGCUGCGCAGCUCUACCGAUAGCUCUGUGCAUUCCACCAUCUCCUCGACGGCCUCGUCCUCAUCGAAAAUAGAAACCGAUGAGGAGAACAACACGGCCAGCAGCAACAGCAAGCAGAGCCCAACGACUGUCCCGAACAAUCAGCACAAUGGCUCCAGCACAGAGGAUGAGAGCGGCUUCAGCUCGAUUAGCUCGUUCCAUGAUGUGGGUCUGCCACUCAGCUCCACCUUGUUAGGUGGCAGCAGCUGCCGUCUCUCGCUCUCCACAGAGAGUCGCAACUCGACGCUGAAGUCGGCGCUAAAUGGGGUGGGCGUGCCACUGCAGCCCCAACACUCGCCCAGCAGCAGCACCAGCAGCACCUUGAACUGCCAAUCGCCAGCGAAGACCUACCGCAAUGCGAAUCGAUAUCAGCGCUUCUCUACGCUCUCCAACGAGGAUGCAGCCGCUGUGCUCUGGGUCUAGGCUAUACGCAUUUCGUACACCCAAAUAAAAUUAAGUUUUAGUUAUUGUUUUUCCCUUUCGCUAGUGCCUCUCGUUUAGUUUGUAGCCGUUCCUUAAUGUUUAAAAUUUGUGUACUUUAUUCUAGUAAUGUUAAUGUUUUGAAAAUGUAUUUAGUUUCAGUUUCUUAUCAUUACGAACUUCGCAUUUUUAAAUUUAAUUUUUUGUAAAGUUUUAACUUAAGUUUUGCAGUAUUUAUAUAACUUGCAGCUAAAAAUAAAUAUAAAACUAAA